Messenger RNA from Sphenostylis stenocarpa, 717 nucleotides. The record is from the annotation of a GenBank genome assembly. NCBI's taxonomy places the organism in Eukaryota, Viridiplantae, Streptophyta, Magnoliopsida, Fabales, Fabaceae.
AUGGCAUCGUCAGCAGCGCCGUCGCUGAACGCGGUGCUGGACCGGGUCCGGGGGGCCACUGAGCGCUCCGGCCGGAAUGUGCAAGAGAUUCGUGUUGUGGCGGCGAGCAAGACCAAGUCAGUUUCUGCUCUCCGUGAGGUCUACGACGCCGGCCAUAGAUUCUUCGGCGAGAACUACGUUCAGGAACUCCUUCAAAAAGCUCCUCAGCUUCCCGAUAACAUCGAGUGGCAUCUCAUCGGCAAUUUGCAGAGCAACAAAGUCAAGCCUCUUAUCGCUGGUGUUCCCAACCUUGCUUGUGUAGAAACCGUGGACGAUGAGAAGAUAGCAAAUCUUCUUGAUCGUGCUGUAGCAAAUGUUGGCAGGAAACCAUUGAAGGUUUUUGUUCAAGUAAAUACAAGCGGAGAAACUUCUAAAUUUGGUGUUGAACCAGCUCUGUGUGUGGAUCUUGUAAAACACAUCUCAACCUGCUCAAACCUUGAGUUUUCUGGUCUAAUGACAAUUGGCAUGCUGGAUUAUUCAUCCACCCCAGAAAAUUUUCAGAUGUUAUCCAAUUGCAGAAGUGAAGUUUGUAAAGCACUUGGAAUAUCAGAAAAGCAAUGUGAGCUGUCUAUGGGCAUGACUGGAGACUUUGAGCAAGCUAUUGAGAUGGGAAGUACAAAUGUUAGGAUUGGAACUGCCAUAUUUGGAGCCAGAGAAUAUCCAUCGAAAGAGAAGUAG